GCCUCAACAGCCAGCAAGCUUGGAGAUCAGACUCACGGCUUCGUAUUCUCCAGAACGUUCAUCGACAUCUACGCACCUUUCAUCUACCGGUUCACUCGUAUAACACUUCGUUGACCAUGGAACGUUAUGCUAAACUUGAGAAGAUUGGUGCAGGAACAUACGGUGUCGUCUACAAGGCUCGAGAUGUGAACACGGAACAGAUUGUAGCGCUCAAGAAGAUUCGUCUCGAGGCAGAAGACGAAGGCGUACCGAGCACCGCCAUCCGAGAGAUCAGUCUCCUCAAGGAACUCAAGAACGACAACGUCGUGAGGUUACUCGACAUUGUCCACGCCGACCAGAAACUGUACCUCGUGUUCGAGUUCCUCGACGUCGAUCUGAAGAAAUACAUGGAACUGGGCAAUAACUCCGGUCAACCGAUUUCACUAGACCUUUGCAAGAAAUUCACUCACCAACUUACCUCGGGUCUUUUAUACUGCCACUCACACAGGAUUCUUCACCGUGACUUGAAGCCACAGAAUCUGCUCAUCGACAAGUAUAAUAAUCUCAAGCUCGCCGAUUUCGGUCUUGCUCGCGCCUUUGGUAUUCCUAUGCGUACCUACACUCAUGAAGUCGUGACACUUUGGUAUAGGGCUCCCGAAGUCCUGCUUGGCUCCCGUCAAUACUCGACCGCUAUCGACAUGUGGUCCGUGGGGUGCAUUUUUGCAGAGAUGGUUAUGAGGGGCAAUCCUCUCUUCCCCGGUGACUCUGAAAUCGACCAGAUAUUCAAGAUCUUCCGGAUACUGGGAACACCGAACGACGAGACGUGGCCUGGGAUCCGCGCUCUGCCCGACUAUAAGCCUACAUUCCCCCAAUGGUCAAAACAGGACCUUGGGGAGCAGGUGCCGUACUUGGAUAGGGCAGGACUUGACUUGCUUCAACAAACUUUGGCAUACGACGCUGCAAGGCGCAUCUCAGCUAAACGGGCAAUGAAGCACCCCUACUUCGCUGACUAUCCAUGAUGACCUCCGCCUCUCCUCCACUUCUUACCCCAUCCACAUAUCCUUCUUCUUCCAAUCACGUCCUCCACUCAUAUGCAUCCUGGCCCAUAUAGUCUGGCCUAGUCUUUUUCUCUCGCGUUCGCUUCUCAUUUCCUUUCUGUGAUGUUUCCUCCUCCGCAUUGUGUGUCAUAGUCAUAUCCCGCAAACCCUCCUAUUGUUAGUCAUCCCCGUACUGCAUCUCAUUUCACGUCCCACCCCGUCUCGUGUUUCCCAUUGUCAUAGUCGUUGUCGUCAUCGUUGCAUCUCGUUCGACCUUUCGAACCUCUUUCAAGUUCACGUCACUCUUUCCGUCGCGAUCAUCCCUCUUUGCCCUUCUCCCUUGUUGUUCAAUCGUCGUCCCUUUCCCUUCAAUCAUUUGUUCUUUUCUUUUCAUGAUAUGCUAUACAUCUGUGACAUGUUAGUGAUCUUUUAGUUGUCCCUGAUGAUUUCAACGUCUGCCGUGUUGACUUUUUUUGACACGUUUAUGGAUGAUUCCCAGUGCAUAACGCAUGAACGAUGAUCCAUAUAUGACAAUUUGUUCAGUCCGUCAUUCGGGAUCCCUUUUGCGGUGAUUGCAGCGAUUUCACUUCUUCCUCUUCGUCGUAGUUUGCAGGUCGCUGUGUAGCAGUUUUAUUUUGACCGUGGCUUAGUUGGUUUCCCCUUGGCCUCUUCACUUCGACCACCACUACCACCACCGUCAUCAUAUACUCCCAACCCGAUGCAUAUGUAGAUCAGGCUCGGGUCACAUAUUUGGGUUUUCGAAUGGUUUCGGUGGUCAGCUACUCCUGUGUCGACUGGGGUCCAGGAAGACGAGUUUGAUAGUUUCCGCGUACGAUAUUACCGUAGGUACGCGGAUGUACAAGAUGAAGUGUUCUGUUACGAUAUAUGUUUUUCUACCCCUUGAAUUUGACCCCUUUGUACUUGAUUUUCCGACACUUCUGACCGUCCUGAGUUUCAGUCGUGGGCCACUCAACCAAUAUGGUAAAUGGGACACCUGCUAUAGCCCCUAUUCGAGUCGAAGCUCGAAGAGUGCAGUUGCGUUUCCCGUCCAAGUCGCAAUCGUAAUUUUACAACUCAAACCUCGACCACCGCAACUCACUCCUCGUCCGUUACACGAAUGACGACCUUGCCGACGUGCUUCUGAGCCUUGACGUACUCGAAAGCCUCCUUCGCCUGCGAGAAUGCAAACUCUUUGUCGAUGACGGGUUUCAAGCCUUUCCCUUCGAUAAACCUGACCAUGUCCUCUAGUUCCGUUCUUGGUCCAAUCAAUAUGCCCUUAUAAGUAACAUGCCUUCUAAUCGCCAAAACCGCGAUCCCCACCUCAUCCUCACUGAUCCCCUUCCCCCCAAGAUAGCCAAUCGCAUUAAUCAACCCCCCAAACCUCACCGCCCCAAAACUCCUCACCAACGUAUGCUGUCCUCCCACCUCAAUAACCUGAUCCGCGCCCCUCCCAUCCGUAAGCCUCAGCACCUCGGCGUCCCAAUCUCGCGUCGUAGUGUAAUUGAUCGUGUGCGUCGCGCCGAGGGAGGUGGCGAGCGCGAGUUUGGAGGCGGAGGAGGAGGUGAUGAUGGUGGAAGCGCCGGCGAGAGAGGCGAUUUGGAGCGCGAAGAUGGAGACGCCGCCUGUACCGAGGAUGAGCACGGUUUGGCCAGGUUUGAGAGGUUGGAGGCCGUAGAGAGCUGUCCAGGCCGUGCCUGCUGCUAUGGGCAGCGUACUUCCCUGUUUAUCACAUUCACAAUCGCAGGUAGGUGAGUAUUGUAGGUAAGUCACUGGUUUGGAGACCGACUCAGAGGGUACCUAGACGAACCUGAGCAUACGUAUAUCCAUCCGGUAAUCUCAACAAACUCUUCUCCUCGAAUAUUCUAUAGCUCUGCAGGACGCCCUCGAGCGGUAAUCCCAGCCCACUCUCCCUCAGAAUUUCCUGCGUAAUCUCCCCAGCGACGUGCUCCGUAUUAAACACACUCAUCACUCUAUCUCCCGUGCUCAACCUCUUCACUCCUGCUCCUACACUAACGAUCUCACCACCGAAAUCGCUGCAUGGAACCAAGCACGGUUCGGAUGAUGAAUUGCCGGCUGCGCCAGAGGCGGUCAUCCCUUUGUGGUGCGUGUAGAGCCCGGAGAUGACUUCGAUGUCGCGAUAGUUGAGGGAGACGGCAUGGAUGCGGACGAGGACUUGGGUGGGAAGGAGGGAGGAGGAUGAGGGGAUGGGGACGUCGUGUUCGAGUUGGAGGGUGGAGAUUGAUUUAAAGUCGGUCGUCCAACGGUCCAUCGUGGCCAUGUUUUUAUUAUUAUCUCAGGUUAGAAAUCGAACUUGCUCGAAAGUUAGUGUAUGAAGUCGGAUGAGGGAGGGUGUCGGAAGAGGAAAUA
Molecule: messenger RNA, 3383 nt
Organism: Stereum hirsutum FP-91666 SS1
Lineage: Eukaryota; Fungi; Basidiomycota; Agaricomycetes; Russulales; Stereaceae
Product: Pkinase-domain-containing protein
Exons: 9
Coding region: 117-998 (293 amino acids)
Biological process (GO): signal transduction; regulation of gene expression; G1/S transition of mitotic cell cycle
Cellular component (GO): cytoplasm; nucleus; cyclin-dependent protein kinase holoenzyme complex
Molecular function (GO): cyclin-dependent protein serine/threonine kinase activity; ATP binding; cyclin binding
Source: RefSeq, a predicted model, not a curated record